Olea europaea var. sylvestris is the source of this 2012-nucleotide messenger RNA. RefSeq lists its product as uncharacterized. The transcript has 8 exons. Lineage: Eukaryota; Viridiplantae; Streptophyta; Magnoliopsida; Lamiales; Oleaceae. The record is from RefSeq and is a predicted model, not a curated record. The coding region runs from base 277 to 1845 and encodes 522 amino acids. Gene Ontology annotation, molecular function: zinc ion binding.
CAUCGGCGUUAAAGCAAAGAAGGAUCCCCGUUUAAAUAAUUAAAUACUCAUAAUUACGUAUCAAUACAAUAAUUUAAGUUAAAGAAAAGAAAGGAGCUUUUUUCGUUUCCAUCAUUUUCUCCCUCAAGUUUCCACCUUUUUUGUUUUGAUUCAGCUUCACUCAAACAGAAUUUGACUCCUUUCUAUUCAAAGUUCAGACACAGUUUUCAAUGUCAAUUUGAAUGAUAUUUUAAGGUUUCUGUAGUUCUUUAUCAACACUAAAAAAUAGAAAUAGAAAUGGAGGACAAUAUUUGUAUUGAAACAAUGCAUCAAUCAGCUCAAGAAGAUGAUAGAAAUAAAACCCAUCCCCAUUUUAAUCAGAAAGAAGAAAGAGAAGAAGCCACCUUAAUGCAGCAGAAUACAAGACGGCCAAACCUCUCAUCUUUGGAAAUACCUGUGCGGUCUCUGGAGAGUACAUUAUAUGAUUUUGCAAAAAUAGAUAUUCCAAGUCCUACUUCUACCAAAGCCGGACUGCCCCCUAGACCAAACUCUGCAAGAUUGAUUUCAUCUGUUAAAAAUAUACUUCCCCAAAAGAGUGUCAGGGGUAAACACCCAACUCAGGAAGGUGAGAAAACAGUGCUCAUUAUCCCGGAUACACCAAUAUCGGACAAGCCUUCAACUUCAAGGUCAUUUUCUCUUAACAAAUUUUUAUUCUCUUCAUCAACAAAAACCCAUUCUUUACCCGUGACACCAAUGGCAAAUGCUGUACCUAAGCCCUUGGAGGAAAAUCAUGUGGAUGGCCAUUCUAAGCUACCUAAACAUGAAGUUCGAAAGCAUAUGACACGCUCAUUUUCAGUUCCUGUAAAUGUUAGAACCAGAAGUUUAAGGCAGACAGAUUCAUCUGGAGGUUUGAUACGUGUAAUAUCAGCAGUCCAGCGGUCUACAACAAAUGACGAUGCCUCCCCAGAUAUAUCCCCAGAAACAGAAGCCCAGGAUGAUUCUGGUGAAGACAUUCCAGAAGAAGAAGCUGUGUGCAGAAUUUGUUUUGUCGAGCUUGGUGAAGGAGGUGAAACGCUCAAGAUGGAGUGCAGUUGCAAAGGAGAUCUUGCACUUGCACACAAGGAGUGUGCCGUGAAGUGGUUUAGCAUCAAAGGUAACAAAACCUGUGAUGUUUGUAAGCAGGAUGUCCGUAACCUUCCGGUCACAUUGUUGAAGAUUCAAAAUCCUCCAACUGUUGUGAGAAGGUCCGCAGCUGUACUACAACAGAGGGAAAUAACUCGAUACAGGGUCUGGCAAGAUGUUCCUGUUCUUGUAAUGGUCAGCGUGCUUGCCUAUUUCUGCUUUCUAGAACAGCUUUUGGUGUCCGACAUGGGACCUCGAGCUCUUGCCAUCUCUCUGCCUUUCUCUUGUGUUUUGGGUCUUCUUUCAUCCUUGAUAGCUUCUACUAUGGUGAGCAAGAGUUACAUAUGGGCUUAUGCGUCAUUUCAGUUUGCAAUAGUGAUCCUAUUCGCUCAUAUAUUUUAUUCCGUGCUCAACGUAAAUGCUAUUCUAUCCGUGCUGCUUUCUUCUUUCACGGGUUUUGGAAUUGCAAUUAGUACUAAUUCACUUCUUGUGGAGUAUUUGCGAUGGAGAGCAAGUCGUCAUCCACAGGCUUCCCAGCAGAAUAUAAAUGGCGGUGUGCAAUUGCAUCAUCAGCAAAGAGAACAACACCACCGGCGCCACCAUCAGAACCCGCCUCCCCACAAUCAUCAACAACAUAGUCAACGUCAAAACAAUCAAGAGCAACAAAAUCUGUCAGCACAUAAUGUUUCUGUUGGAUCAGCUGAAAACACUAGGCAGCUGGAAACUCUGAUGCAGAGUGUAUGAACCAAAUAUUGAUAAACUUUUAGGUAUUUUGCAUUGUAAUAGCUUUCAUGAAGUUUGAAGGGUUUAAUAUGGCUUCAAAUUUUGGGAUUUAUCUUACUCGUACUUCUACAUAAAAAGUGGAAAUUAUUCCUGUUUAAAGCCUAAAUACUAUUAUAUAGUUUACCUAA